Molecule: messenger RNA, 947 nt
Organism: Cyclopterus lumpus (lumpfish)
Lineage: Eukaryota; Metazoa; Chordata; Actinopteri; Perciformes; Cyclopteridae
Product: cold-inducible RNA-binding protein B-like
Exons: 1
Coding region: 230-742 (170 amino acids)
Biological process (GO): positive regulation of mRNA splicing, via spliceosome
Cellular component (GO): spliceosomal complex
Molecular function (GO): RNA binding
Source: RefSeq, a predicted model, not a curated record
UCAUGUUAUUGAUCAGAGCUCUUUGUUAGUUAUUACAUGGAUCGAUCUAUCUGUCAAACUAACUAUGUUCGACCACUGAGUCACAGUUCAAUCGUUCCUCGAUUGCUUUCCCCUGAACACAGGAACCGGAAGUGAGAAGGCUCCUACGUCGCAACGAGGGAACAUAGAUCUCUUUGUAAAUCCGCCGCGCGCGCAGAUUCGUUUGGACUCCGGUUCAUUAAGCAGCAUCAUGUCGGACGAGGGGAAACUGUUCAUCGGGGGUUUGAGCUUCGACACCACCGAUGAAUCGCUGAAAGGGGCCUUCGAAAAAUAUGGAGCCAUCGACAACUGUGUUGUCAUCAAGGACCGAGAAACUGACAAAUCUCGCGGCUUCGGCUUCGUGACAUACGAGAACCCCGAGGACGCGAAAGACGCGAAGGACGGCAUGGACGGGAAGGACCUGGACAACCGCCAGAUCCGCGUGGACGUCGCUGGAAAAGGAGGUCGCGGCGGCCGAGGGAGAGGCGGCUUCGGCGGCAGAGGCUCAAGCGGGAGAGGCUUCGAGGGGAGAGGCUCGCGAGGAGGAGGGGGGUAUGGCAGGCGCGACGAUAGGAGCAGCCAAUCCGACGGGUGGUCCGGUGGUGAUAACCAGUACCGGAGCGGCGGCCGCAGCGGCGGCAGUGGUGGUUACUCCAGCUACAGAGACAACCGGUCCGGUGGAUUUGACGACCGAAGCUCGUCCUACCGUGACAGCUACGAGUAAACACCGCCCCGGUGCGACGGCCUCAUUUUGCCCGACUGCGUCUCUCAAAACACGCACACUCCUCAAACAAAGAUGUCCGCGUGUUGCUGAGCUUCGUUUUUUUGUAAUUCUGUUUUUGUAGCUCGAGCAUCUUAAAAAAAAAAAAAUAAUGUAUCCAUGAGUUUUUUUUUGUUCAUUCCUCAAAUAAACCAUGUUACCAAUUCCA